AUGGACUGGUUCUACAGGAAGACAGAAGAGGACAAUGGGAAAGAAAUGGCAGACCUCAUCUGGUGGAGAGGGAGAUCCAACUUGCUGGAAGAGGGGCUAGUAUCCUCUAACUCAGGGAUUCCCAAAGUUUUUUUGCCGUGGCCCAGCAAACUGCGGCCUGGAAGUGGCUGCGGCCUGGCAAACCGCAGCCCAGCAGUCACAGCCGACCGCGGCCAGAAUUUCUGGCUGGAAGACAGUAUCUCUGCAUACAUCGCAGAAGAGAAGCUCUCAAAUGUGCUGCCGCCAAUUCACCUGGAUGCAUCUCAGAGCUGGGAGGCAUGGGGCGUGAGACCUGGCUCAAUGGAUAUCAUCGUCAACAUCAAUAUGAUCCACAUCACGCCAGUGAUUUGCACUGAGGGCUUGUUCAAAGGAGCAGGGAAGGUGCUGAAGCCCCAGGGUGUGCUGUUCACCUAUGGGCCCUAUGCCAUCAAUGGGCAGAUCAGCCCACAGAGCAACGUGGACUUCGAUCAUGCUCUGAGGCAGAGGAACCCGGCCUGGGGUCUUCGGGACACAACUUGGCUGCAACAGUUGGCUGAGGCCAAUGGGAUGUGCCUGGAGACAAUGGUGGACAUGCCAGUGAACAACAAGUGUCUUAUCUUCCGCAAGCAGUGACCCCCUGUCCCAGGCUCUGCUCCAAAACUGCCUUCUGCUUACCUGGAAUCAACUGCGUGUCAGUGUCUGUGAUGCUCUGUGUGGCUUGUUGUGAUGUCCCCAGGGUGCUGGGAGAGUUUCUGUAGGGGCAACCCCCAGCUGAAAACUUGGCAGCAGGACUGCUGUGUGGGGAGUAUGGGCAUUACUGACCUCCUGCUAUCUGUUCUGGAAGCCCUUUGGGGAUGGGACCAUUCAGGCAGGUUCUCUAUUGCAUGCUUGCCUGCUUCCCUUGCUUCUGCCCCCGUGAGCUAUGUUUCACACCCUUAAUGCAGCUGCCCAUAGUCAGGCCCUAAGGGUUGGUGGGUCGAAAGAAGAGCAAACCACAUGGUUUGGGUCACCUCCCAGCCCUGAGGUAGGCCUAGCCCAGCCUCAGCCCUCUCCGUUGACUAUUUCAGAGCUCCCACAAGCCUCCUUUUCUUUAUAGUUCUUUAGUUCUUCUGCCUGUGCCUGCCUUCCCCUAAGGGCCAGUUUCUCUGCCUCUGCUGAAGGUACAGUGGGCUUCAUGGCUGUGGCUCCCUAGAACAGGGGUUUUCAACCUUUUGGGGUCAGCGUACCCCUGGCGGCCGAAUGCAGAGCUGGGGGGAGUGGGUGCACAGCCGAACAUGGAGUGGUGGCCGCUGCUGUGUGCAGGCUUCCCCCGCGUCUGGCAGGCAGCUCAGGAUGGUGCGUGGCAUUGCUUUGUCCCUGCCCACCCCUGCGUACCCCCUAGGGCAGGGGUUGUCAACCGGUAGUACGCGAGAAGGCUCUAGGGGGUACAUGCGGGCGAGGGAAAUGGAGCACCACCAUGCACCAUCCUGUGCUACUGCGCAAGUGCCACCCACCCAUCCAGAUGCUGGACGUGAGGGAAGCUUGCACAUGGCAGCCCCCCCCCCCACCUCCACAUCUGGCCGCUGAGGGUGCACUGAUCCAAAAAGGCUGAAAACCCCCGCUCUAGGGUUUUCUCAAGUACCCCAGUGGUACACAUACCCCCAGUUAACAACCGCUGCCCUAGAAGAUUGAACCACUUAGGUAGGGACCCAGUGGGGGUGAGUGCCUUAUAUUAAGCAUCCCAAGUUUUAGUAUUCCAGCCUCUUCUCCUUAGGAGCUAAGGCAGCACGUUGACAUGCCUGGCAGCAGGCCCCCCCCUUCCAAACACUGCCCCAUGGCUCCUAGUACUGAAGGGACUGAAAUGCACCCGGCGGGCUGGUGUGCUGGUCUGAAUCUCCCCACCAGGGGGCAGCAACUCUUCAGAGGACAUCCCUGUUGGUGGGGGGAGAACGGGGCCUCUGAACAGCCCUACCCCACAAGGCAGCGUGUAGGCAGCCCACAGCUCGCAAACAGACAUCAAAGAAAAAGACCUCGUUUCCAGUGGGGAAAGUGGUUGUUUUAAUGUAGAAACAAUAUCCUGUCACAUUGAUGAAGUGUUUAUCCAAAUUGGGGCUGAAAAAUAGGGGUGGGAGUUUCAGCCAUGUGGGUGCAUUAGAAGCACCAGUCCCAUUAGGUACCCAAGGGACUCGUGGUCCCAAAACACUAGGCACUUUUGGAAAUUGCGGCUCUGCUCCCUUGAAAAAGCAACUUCCAGCAGCUGCAGAAAGGCAGUGUGGGGUGAUGGUUCCCUCCAGUGGUUGAGCUGGAGCAUUGCAGUGGGCUUCAGUCCAAAAGGUUGAUUGCUGAGGAGAUAGCCCUGUGGAAAGAUGUAUGCUGCUGUGCUCAUGCCCUCUCAAGGGGACCUGGCCUUUGGCCCAGUAGAUACAUGCCUGUUGCUGGUUUCUUCCUGAGCUGACUGAUGUGUGGUGUUUGCCCAGCCCUAAUGCUGAGCUUUGACCCUGGGUUGCCAGGAGGCCCGUGAGGCUGGUGCGAUACUCAAAACCUCAGUGUAAGGAUAGUGUUUUGGGCUGACCAAGGGUCUCCAGUAGCCCAGGCCAGGCCUCUUUCUCCUGGCAGCCAUGUGCAUAUGAGGGAGUGAGAGGCCUGUAGUUCCUCAGAAAUAUAUGCAAAUAUAUACUGAUACGGGGUGUAGGUGCUGCCAGCAGGAAGGGGUGGGGGGGUGGCAUUCUGUCCGUCCACCUCUGCUCCUCUCUGCCCUCUCCAGCCCAGUCUCAGCCUUGCUUUAGCCCAGCCUGCAGAUGACUCAUGGUUUUCUGGUCCGGAGUCUCCAGGCAGGAGCCAGUACUUUGAGGCUCUGGCAGGGGAGGGGACAAGUAUGUUGUGCCAUGCCAAGCCCUCUCUGAUAAAGGUCAGAGUAGCCAGCAGCCACAGGUCCACAGCACUGACCCUCACUAAGCCCAUCUUGGGUAGUGUCAGCAGAGAGGCCACAGUAGCUAGGCCUCCUCUCUCAGCCCUAGAGGAAGGAGGCUCAGCCCCACUGAUGGAAGGAAGCUUAUCCUCUGCUCUAGCUGUAGCCUGAGAGGGGCCUCCUUUUAACAAAAUAACCAAGGAAGGCUAAUGAAGGCAUGAUGGUGCAUUGAACAGACCACUGGGGACUCAGGAAACCUAGGCUUUAUUUCAGACUCUGGCCCUGCCCUGCUGGAGUACCUGGGGCUGUCGCAUCCCUGCUCGGGAUCCUGCUUCUGGGAAUGUACCAUAUGGGCUCACUGGUGUCUGCACAAUGUCCCUCAGAAGCCUCUUGUGACAAAACCUGUUGCUGCCACAAGAGCCCUGUUCAUAGUUUUAUUUCUGGCCAUUCUCCAAAUAAAAUCCUGUCUGGUUUUCA
Messenger RNA from Gavialis gangeticus (Gharial), 3382 nucleotides. It is a transcript of the gene METTL26, whose product is annotated as methyltransferase like 26. The coding region runs from base 1 to 651 and encodes 216 amino acids. Lineage: Eukaryota; Metazoa; Chordata; Crocodylia; Gavialidae. The record is from RefSeq and is a predicted model, not a curated record. The transcript has 7 exons.